Nicotiana tabacum (common tobacco) is the source of this 3969-nucleotide messenger RNA. RefSeq lists its product as uncharacterized. The record is from RefSeq and is a predicted model, not a curated record. NCBI's taxonomy places the organism in Eukaryota, Viridiplantae, Streptophyta, Magnoliopsida, Solanales, Solanaceae.
AGUGGCAAAUACUUAGUCGCUCAUAUAUAUAUAUUCUUUUAUAAUUAAGAGAAUGCAUUAACUGCAUGCGUCUUUAGUUUAUUUGAUUCAUGGACUAAUUCCAAUUAACUUCUUUAAAUCUUUUAUAUGGAGUAUCUCUCAUCAUUUUGAAUUUGAUAAAGAACAAAUGAGGCUUACUCAAUUGGUAAAAGUAUCUCCACCUACGACCGUUAGGUCCUAGGUUUGAGUCACGCUAGAGGAGAAGUGUGAAAAUACUAUAGAUUCUCCUAAAUUGGGAGGGAUUUAAAAGUUUAAAAAAAGAAAAGAAAGAUUAAAGAACAUAUAGAAAAUGCAAGAAAAUUAGGAAGACCAAGUGACCAACAACCGAUAUAAAUUGAAAGUUCAUUCCCUUGACCUUUUCCUUGUUGUGCUUCGAAGUAAUAGAAGUCCCGUAACUAUAAGCUGGAGGGUUUUGUCUAUAGAUAAUUGCAUAGUGAUCACUAUUAAGGUUUUUAACUUUUUCUUUCUUAUUUAUUAUUUCAUCGUUUUCCUUGUUUGAGAGCAUUAUGUGAUACUCAGCACCAAAUCACUUGCAAUUUGUAACAUUAAUCAGUAAUUAAAGAGUUACUUUAGUAGUUUCUAACUCUCCAAACCAUGUGAUUGUCUCUAAAGAGAGUAUUGUUACGAAUCAACUUUAGCCCAAUGUCACACAAGUAGCUAUUGAGAUGACAAGAGCUAUUGGGCCGAGAACAAACAAUAGGCCCAGGUUAAUUUGGUAUUCAGGAUGAGUAGCAGAUGUAGGCUUAAGAUGGUUAUCUUAAAAAGGGUAGUGGAUCUGAGUUGGGGGUUAGGAGAAUUGUUGAAGAAAAGUGUGUUACUCUUUCUGCUUUCUAAGUCUAAGCUUCUCCUCUUUUCUUCUGCUAUAUGUGUAUCUUCUCUUAUAUUCUUAGUUUCGCUAUUUUCACCAUAUUCUUAGUUUCGCUAUUUUCACCAUUAGCUUGCAGUUUAAGUGUUGGUUCGGCUACUAGAAAUUGUAAUAGACAUUAGUUCUUAUCAAUAUACUUUGAGAUUGUAGCAUUUGUUACAUUGGUGCUUUCAUACUUCAAUGGCAGCGGUGGUAAUAGAUCGAUUUAAUGGCACUAGCAACGCCGAGAGCAGGCUCUUCCUUCCUUUGAUGGCUACCUCUUCCUUCCUUCUACUUUGAUGGUGACACUCUUACUUGGUUUGAUUGGUUGUUUCGAAACGAGCAAUUUUUUGAUUGGAAUCAUUUUAAGGAUAAACUGAAGCUGCGUUUUCGGACACGGGCCUUCACAAAUUUACUUUGAGCUAUGUCACAAACUCAUAUGACUUGGAUUCUACUUUCAAACGUGGAAACUCAGAGGUGGCCAACGUGUUCGAUAAAAUGUCCAAAAGAGCAGACGGGUGUGAUUCUGUUGAAUCGGUAUCAUCAGUUCCAGCUCUUGAAAUUCAGGUUGGUUCAAACUCUAUCGAAAUUGAUCCCAUAGAGUAUAUUGAUAGUGUCACUACAACUUUAGCAAACAGUGAAGGCGAAAUGCCUGACCAACUUUCACAAGGAAUUAGCACUAUUUUGUGGAACCAAUUUGCAGACAAUGUUUCGUUUCCAAUUCCUUUUGAUGAAUCAUCCUUGCUUCUAUCCAGUGUUGAACUACUAAAUGCACAUGUCUUGUUCCCUGAGAUUGAAUCUGCUUUAGAAGAUAAUACCUUAAGCCAUGUGAACCUGGUUUUUUGCUAGAAGUCCUAAGUGAGAUACCACUGAACAACUCAGUCAAUUUGCCACUAUGCUUCUGGAUUCUUUUCCUAGCCUGGUCACAUGUGGUAACUUCCCUAUUUGUCAAAUACUCGCUUUGCCUGUAAGUGUCAAUUUGGAUGAUGGUCAUAUGCUUGAUUCUUCUUAUUGUUUUCAUGUGAGGGCUUGCACGUAUAUCUACUAUGUGCCUGAAUCAAUAAUAGGGACUAUCCUAUUUUGUAGUUAUGUAGACAAUUCGUUUGACACAGGGCAAGAUUUUCAGUUUGAUUCAUGUGCGUUUUUAUCCGUUGAAUCUGAAGUUUUAACUCCAAAUGAGGAUUUUUCGAAGACAAAAGUUGUUACUUGUAACAUGGACAAUUGGGAAGACCGACAAACUGAAGGAAGUUUUCUCCUCUUAGGCUGUCACUGUGAAUGAACGCUGAAGGUAGAUUUUAAAAAUAUAUUGUGGUUCCACCAUGAAACUGGGCAGGAGCGCAAUCUUUUUGGAUUCUUGUUUGAAUCAAGAGUGCAUAUUAGUGAGGAGAAACUACAUAGAGCGCUCCAAGAAAUUGUUGAAAGUUACUCAAAGCAGUCACCAACUAUUUGGGUCGAUAAAGCCGCCAGACUCUUGUUUGCUAUGUUUGAUCUAGCAAGGUCUACUUUGCCGUAUAUUAUCUUUGAUCCUGGUGGGUUUAAUACUUCCCUUUGUGCGGAGAUCCAGCAACUACUCUUUAGACUAGUGAAAUACUUUACUGCAGAAAAUUAUGACAUCACACAACAGUACAUGAAGAUGCAGCCCGCAACAAAUGUACUUGCUGACAUAUUACAGGAGUGGAAAGCAUUAAACUUGAGGAGUGGAUACAAGGUAAAGCAUCAAGCAGUGCAAGGAGUUGGUUAUACAUUUUCUGGUGGCAGUGAAAAUUGUGUGGUUGCUGGGCAUGUUAUAACUGAACUCAACUUGGUAAUGUUGAAAAUCUUGACUGCAGGUGUGAUGGGAUUAAGUGGAGAGCGAGACUCUAAAAUUGUUUAUCAGUACUUCAUGGAUAAUUCUCGUGUCGACGGGUUUGAGCAUGCUAAAUGGUGUUGCCUGUAUUAUAUUUCAAGUGAUUUCAAAAUAACUUUUGCUCCUAGCAGCAUUCUUGAUGGAUUACUCGGCUACCAAUUAUUCGACAUUAUUUCCUACAUUGUGGCCUAUCAUGUGAAUAUUGCUUUUGAUAGAGAAGAAAAUGACUCAACUGUGACCACGAAGAAUUUCAUUUGGGACCCAUUUCCAGUAGCUCAAGCUAACACAAUUGAUCUUUCCCUUCAAUCAAGAAUUUAUACUAAAGAAGAAUGGAUAGAAUGGGGCAUUGCUGAUACUAUUACCAUUUUGAUAAGCUAUUUGAGGAUGUUUGCUUAUGCAUGUAUUACAUUGACUGAGAAUUCGUGCUUAUCAUCUUCUUAUAAUCCGUUACUGUUAAAUACAUGGACUGAUUGGGAAGUUAUUGAAUGCUCGAAAUUGUUAAUUUCGAGUACCACAAAAAGGCAGUUUCUCUUUAACCGAGUUCAGGCUUUUGUGGAGGUUCGCUACUGGAAUGUUUGCAUUGGUUCGCUCAUUUACCUUAUUGCUAAUUGCUUCCAAAAGAUGGCAAGCAAGUCCAGGUCGCUGUGAAUGGCAGAUUCUGAUGGCAUUCAAGUUUAUAAAUUUGUUAUUGUCUACUAAGAGCUGCAAUGACCAAGGUGAUUGGUCCAUAACUGCACUAGAUCACAUAUUCUCCUCAAGUCAUAAACAUGCCUUCGUAUUGAGCUAUUUGAUUGGGAGGUAGCAAGUAUCAUUGUUCUUGACUCGAACCUUGAGGACAAAGUCUUUCUUGAGGAUGUGAGUAUUGUUAUGAAUCAGCCUCAGCCCAAUGUCACACAAGUAUCUAUUGGGCUGCCACGAGCUAUUGGGCCGAGAACAAACAAUAGACCCAGGUUAAUUUGGGAUCCAGGAUGAGUAGUAGAUUGUAGGCUUAAGACGGUUAUGUUAAAAAGGGUAGUGGAUCUGAGUUGGGUGUUAUGCGAAUUGUUGAAGAAGAGUCUGUUCCUCUCUUCUCCUUUCUAAGUCUAAGCUUCUCAUCUCUCUUCUUCUACUAUCUGUGUAUCUUCUCUUAUAUUCUUAGUUUCAGUAUUUUCACUAUUAGCCUGCAGUUUGAGUGUUGGUUCGGCUACUAGGAAUUGUAAUCGAUCGUUAGUUCUUAUCAAUAUACUUUGAGAUUUUAGCA